AAUUUAUUACGUGCAUUGGAAAGGAAUUAUGAGAUAAAAAUAAUUUUCAUUAUUUUUGUAACCCUUGCACUGAUGUGUUCGGAAUUCAAUCUAGUCGUUUUCGAUACACACGGAAAGACACUAUGGAUGGGAAUCGAAAAAGCAUUUGGUAGUUGCUAGCGGAUAACCAGAACUCAUCCAACAGACGACUGUUUAUGAGCCAAACAUUGAUACGAAGCAUAUCAAAAUUAUAAUGUUGCAAAUGAAACAAUCAAUUAAAUUGGGUAAUGGCCAUUACUAUUGCUUGCAUCUACUAUAUUAACGCAUCGUAUGUUCCUAAUAGUCCAGCACACACACAGUGAUACAUUCAACACGGAAAUAUAAUGCAACAAAACUCAACCUUGAUGUAGGUCUUCAGCUAUCAUUUAAUUAGAUUAUUAAUUAAUAAAAUUAACCUAAGCUCAAUAAUUUCGGUAUGAAUCAUGUUAGAACAUCUGUUCUGGUACACAUUUCUUAGUAUUAUUUUAUGGUACUCAUUCUCUUUUUUCUGGAAAUGCACUACAGUUGACAAAAUGUCCUCACUCGUGAAGCGUUACCAACGGUUGUUCGCCGUAGCAACCGUUAUGUACAUACUGCCCUGUAGGUACAACUUUCGUACCCAUAUGUUUGAAAAAUCGUGGACCAACAUGGUCGCUUUAGUGUUAAAUAUUGUGCUUCACAGUUUGUGUCUGUGGUUAGACUUGAAUGCUAUUAAAAUUUCCAUCGGCUACAUGUCGUUUGUGAUGUUAGGUGUGAUAGUGAUCUACCUAGUGACAUACGCCUUAAUGCUGGUUGUAAUUAUCUGGAAUGCGUUCUACCAUCGGGACUCGUUUGUACACUUGUUUAACAGCCUAUUCGCCAAGGAAGAUUGGUUACUACAGUGGGUAGUGAUGAAAGGAAUAGUGACCAAGCUCAAUCUACAAACGCGACACAAUGGCAGCAUGGGAACGUUGGCAUUGCUGGUGAUCUUGAACAGCUUCUACAACUUUGCGUAUGCUGCAAAUUCUACCAUUUUUAAGCUCUACUGGUUAAUUUUGCUCAGAUUUUGUGGCAUGUUCGUGAUGGUGGAGCUUUACCGCGCGUGUGUGAUCGUUAUUGAGGAGCGUAUGAAGCAGUUGCAUUCUCUGCUGCAGCUCACAAUAAAUGGUCCGAAAUUAAAUGUGGAACAUCAGGUUGAGCUCUUUAUAAAACGAUUCGAGUACUACUACGAGUUGAUCGAAUGCAUCAAUCGGUGCUUUGCCAUACCCUUAAUUCACGUUCUGUUACUAAUUCUGCUCGAACGAACCGUUGCAGCUUACGAUGUAUACGAUAACUAUAAUUUACUGGAUGUUAUGUCGGUUUGGGAUAAGUUUGGGUUAUUAUUCAGACAGAUCUGGCAAAUGAUAUACCCAAUAAUCAUCUGUAUGAUCGGGAUAACUGGUAAUCUUACAUCAAUUCAGGUAAAUUAAAGGUUUUUUUUUAUCGUGAAAAGUCAUUCUGGCCUAAUUAGCCCAUAGCAGGAAAUUAUCCUUCAAGAUUCUUGACUGAUUGACGUAUCGUUACACAGUUAUGCUGAUACAUAUACAUGUGAAUAAACAAAACCCUGUCUUCUCAUAACUUAUUUACAUUGCACCCAAUAUCUAGUCGAUAAUCACCAACAUUGUGGCAUGUGGUUUAUUUCAUUCUACCAUGAAGCGUACACGACAUUCGUGAUUCGUGGUAAGGCUGUGGUCAAGUCAUCAACGAUGUCUGCCUGCGCUCGACUUAAUCGCUACACGUUCAAAAUCAUGUCAUCGGUGUAUUAUCUGCCCGUAGCCUACGAUGCAGUCGAACAUCGUUUCAUUGAAAAGCGUUCAAAUCUCAUACCGUUCGCCAUCGGGUUGCUCCUCUCGAUUGGUUUCAUAUACCAUGAUUUUUUCAUAGUGCUACCGAAUUUCAAUACUGACCAGUCAGCUUUUACACUAGCAGUGUUUAUCGUGGAACUAACCGUGUUCGCCACAGUACCAAUCUGUGUGGUGUGUAACAGCUUCGUACAUCGCAAAGAGAUCGUGCAGCUGUUGAAUAUGUUAUUUGCCGACCAAAAUGUGCUAGAUUUGGGUGGUACUUAUGGGAACAAAAGUGUCCAACCCUUUAGUAUUGCGAAUCGCUACGUGAAAGUUUUGUAUGCGAUCGUGGCAUUGAUUUGUUUUUACAAUUAUAUAAAUAUGAUACACACCAUGCAUACGUUUCUGGAGCUUACGUUGAUAUCACGGUUUCUGCUAACGACACAAUACAUAUAUCUGUACUAUCUGUGCGUCAGUAUGGUACGCUUGCGGAUGCAGCAACUGAGGGUGCUGUUUCUGGACCAUCAGCACGAGCACGAUUUCGAACAACUUCUUUGCCUCUUCUUGGAAAGAUUUCGCCAGUACAUCGCUCAGAUUGAACGGAUUAACCAAUGCUUAUCCGCACCACUGCUGGGGAUGCUUCUGCAAGCAUUGAUCGAGCUGGCAUAUUUUAUGUACGAAUGGUUCCGAGUGAUCAGUACAGGACAGGUGGUAAAUGGAAACUAUAUCAGCGUACAGCAAUGGAUCACUAGCCAGUUUUGGCAGCUGAUGUAUGGCAACGUAUUGCUACUGCUUGUGCCGUCCUGCGAACAAGCGUCAAACGAGGUAAUAAUCAUUCAACAAGUGCGGGGGCAGCCUUCCCGAUGAAAACAUAAUGAGGUGAUGUUAUAAACAGACACACGGUGAAAAACACAAUGUCCCACGCACAAGGCAAUUUGUCUAAUUGUUCAUAGAACGCAUCACACAGAACGUUUGUUACUACAACUUUUGCCGGCCAGUAGAUACAAGACCAUGCAGAUGGAAGGAACUUUGCUGUUGCUGACCCGACAAUGUCUUCGUUGUACAGACAGCACAGUCGAAUAUUUCAAAUCUCAAGGCUGCUCUACUUCACACCCUGUAGCUACAAUGAGGAGUUGGGACGCUUUGAAGCCACCAAAAGAAAUCUGGCAUUCUUGGGUGCAGCUUUGGUGCUUACGAUUCCCUUCUGGGUGUACGACAUUCAUCUCAUGGCUACCAAUUUUCUGCAUACGUACACAACCGUCUUUGCAGCGGUAGGUGGCAUCGAGCUGCUAAUAUACGUUAGUGUGGUGAUGUGCACUAUACUAAAUGUGUUGGUUAAGCGACAACGUAUCACACGGCUGAUGAAUGUGCUGUUUCGACCCGACCGAAUAUUGGAUAGCUGCAGUCCCACAAAUUCAGCAGAUACACGCUACAAUGACAACCGGAAGUUGGUAGUGUUCGUGUUGUUCAUACUAUUUGGCAUGUGUAUCAAAUUAUCCUACUUCAAAAAAGCAGAAAUAAAGAUCCUGUCGGUGAUGAUUGCGGGACGCUUUCUUGCGAUUUGGGUGUUGAUCUUCGUGCAUCGACUGCAUGUGCGAGCUAUUGGGCAGCGCAUGGAACAGCUGCGGGUUCUGUACGCAAGUGAAGAGUUGGAGCAACAUUUGGACUACUUCUUGCAUCUUUACGAUCGCUACUCGCGCCAGAUUGGCGAGGUUGACGAUUGUUACUCGUUCCCGGUAGUGCUGGUCUUUUUGUUGGUGAUGUUACAACUGAUCUAUUUGGCAGAACAUGUGUACAGCACGAUAGAAACGGGCACGAUGAUGCCGGUUGCGGACAAUUUUUUCUAUUCGUUAUUUGGCCAAGUGUGGCAAACGAUGUAUGGUGCAUUAGGGUACUAUUGUAUAUCCGCGUGUGGUACAGCAUCUGAGGAGGUAUAAUUUUACUUCAAAAUUGAUCCAAACACGAAUGUUCCCAUCAAAGUUUAUCAUUUCAAUGCGUUCUACGCUACCAUGAAACCAUUCUGUUUUCUCGUUUAACUAGGUAGAAGAGACGGCCCUCUGUACACGGCACUUUGACGAUUACCGGCUACAGAAUACACGCGCUGCCAAACAGAUACAAAAGUUUUUGCUUAAAAAUUUGCACCAGAAGAAAAAGUUCUCAGCUUGUGGGUUCUUCGACAUCGAUAAUACCGUCAUUUACAUGGUUUUCAGCUCUAUUGUAACGUACCUGGUGAUACUAAUACAAUUCAAGCAACUGGAAACCGAUUUAACACAAGCUGGAGAUGGCUACAAUGUCACAAGCAACGUGUCAACUGUUCAGCCGUAGAGAGAGAGAGGGCAAAGAGUGGCUAAACUAAAACAUUUAAACUUAACAGGAGCAACGGUUUUCAAUGUUCAAGUGUUCAGUAAUUAGCAAAAGG
This is a messenger RNA of Anopheles coluzzii, 4239 nucleotides long. RefSeq lists its product as uncharacterized. The transcript has 2 exons. Gene Ontology annotation, cellular component: membrane. NCBI's taxonomy places the organism in Eukaryota, Metazoa, Arthropoda, Insecta, Diptera, Culicidae. Gene Ontology annotation, biological process: sensory perception of taste. Bases 1665 to 2687 code for a protein of 340 amino acids. The record is from RefSeq and is a predicted model, not a curated record.